Onychostoma macrolepis is the source of this 725-nucleotide messenger RNA. RefSeq names its product RAB interacting factor (gene rabif). The record is from RefSeq and is a predicted model, not a curated record. Gene Ontology annotation, biological process: small GTPase-mediated signal transduction; post-Golgi vesicle-mediated transport. The transcript is spliced from 3 exons. Gene Ontology annotation, molecular function: guanyl-nucleotide exchange factor activity; zinc ion binding. The coding region runs from base 286 to 681 and encodes 131 amino acids. NCBI's taxonomy places the organism in Eukaryota, Metazoa, Chordata, Actinopteri, Cypriniformes, Cyprinidae. Gene Ontology annotation, cellular component: membrane; cytosol.
CGACUACAGCUAGCGCUUGAAAAUGGAGUCUGUGUUUUUCUGAGCGGAACGUAAAAGUCGUCUAUUGUUUUCAACCGGUCUGUUUUAGCGGUUGUGCAAAUAUUAGCAGUAGCCGACAGUAGUCCGCUAGUAUUUUCCAACUGGUGUCUAUUAUUGUGUUUACACCUAAGUUACCAUAUUUGCACUCAACAUUUAUAAGACUAUAUUUGGGUAAUACUUCCGUCUUAAACCAGAUCAGUUUUCCUCAUGGUCUGACUCAGAGUUUGAACAAAGUUGCUUACUAAAAUGGAUGACAGCAAACAGACCUCUCCCGAGGGAUCUGUAGACCCCGCUCUUGUGUCAGAAGAUGGUAAAAAUGUGAAAGCAGUGUUGUGCCAGAGAUGUGGCUCCAAAGUGCUCUGUCCAGGCAUGGCACUGUUUGCAGAAAAGGAGCUGUUUCUGCCUGCAAUGAGAAAGAAAACCUCCAUUGGUCAGUCAGACGGGACGUUGAAUGGGGACACAUUGACAGCUCACUGGCUGGUUGAUGACAUGUACACAUUUGAGAAUGUGGGCUUUACAAAAGAUGUAGGUAAAGUGAAGUACCUUAUUUGUGCGGAUUGUGAGAUCGGACCCAUUGGUUGGCAUUGCCUGGAUGACAAGAAGAGCUUCUAUGUGGCAUUGGACAGGGUGAACCACGAAUAGAGCACGUACUGAAGUCACUGUUUGGAAAAUUCUAUGGUAUUCAA